AUGGCGGAGGAUUUUCAGCUUCCCUCCGAGCUACUUGACGAUGGAUUCUUCAACGAGUUCUUCGUCGACCGCGAGGGGAAGCACGAGGAAGAGGAAGGAAGCAACAUGGGCGGCCGCACUUUCCUCAGCGGUGGAGACAAGACGAGGGAUCUGUUGAAUCGGGCUGCUGGAAAAGGGGCGGCGAGGUCCGACCUCGACGACGCGGAGCGUCGCAGGCGAAGCCAUCACGAGCGCUGGCUUCUGAACCUUCAGCUCCUUCACCUGAAGCAGCAACAGUUACUGCAGCAGCAACUACACGCAAGAAGAGGACUCAGCUACGGUGGCAGCGGCACCCCCGGCUCUUCUCCUUCGCUACGGACCCCACUUCUGCUCCGGCACCAUCCCCUUUCACAAUCCGGGACGCCAGCAGUCUUCCUUUGCCGCUCCAGCGCGCGAAAUGAGUCAGCCGGCACCGGCGUCUUCCUACCUCGCACGGCAGUGAGCAAGGCGGAGCCGGAAAAGAAGCCAACAGCUAGUUCAACUGUGUUUAUUCCGGCAAGAGUGGCCCAGGCUCUGAACCUGAACACAAGUCUCCCCAGUGGAUUUGUCACUCAAUAUGGUUAA
Messenger RNA from Zingiber officinale, 603 nucleotides. RefSeq lists its product as uncharacterized. The transcript is spliced from 3 exons. NCBI's taxonomy places the organism in Eukaryota, Viridiplantae, Streptophyta, Magnoliopsida, Zingiberales, Zingiberaceae. The record is from RefSeq and is a predicted model, not a curated record. The coding region runs from base 1 to 603 and encodes 200 amino acids.